GGCACGUCCUAGGUAAAUAAGGCAGGGUCGGAAUCUAUGAUAUGGAAAUGCGCAUGAGCCCUGCGUGAGCUCAUUGCCUGACUCUCGCCGUUUCCACGUACUAUGGCUUACGAUCCAUCUCGGGUCGAGGUUAAAUCGAAGUUCGAGUCCGAGUAUCGACGCUUUCCUCUCAUUCGCGACCAGGUGACGAGCUUUGAUGAUUUCCACGCUAUUAUUGGACAGAAGCACCGCAUUCUCGACCUGGUCGACUUCACGGCGUCUUACACGGAUCCCAUACACGGCGACCUCCUACCAAUCAACAACGACGACAACUUCAAACGCGCCUUACAGACAGCAACGCCAUUACUGCGACUUUUUCUCUAUCGGAAGUCAGACGUCACGUAUUUGGAAAGCAGUUCUAGUGGUUUGGGUACUAAGCAACGAAAACGGUCGAAACAUGCGCUCCCGCCACGUCUUAUCAGCACACCUCAGGACUUCCGACGUAUUUCAAGCAUAGUCGACGCCGACCUCCUUCCAGAGACGCACCGUCGAGUAAAACUAUUGAAGCACGCGAGCGAGAAGCCUUUGGGCUUUUACAUACGCGACGGAACGAGCGUACGAGUCACUCCGCAAGGACUAGAACGGGUUCCCGGUAUAUUUAUUUCUAGACUUGUUUCGGGUGGAUUGGCCGAGAGUACGGGACUUCUAGCCGUCAACGACGAGGUUAUCGAGGUAAAUGGGAUUGAAGUUGCCGGAAAGACUCUCGACCAAGUGACGGACAUGAUGGUGGCCAAUAGUCAGAAUUUGAUUAUAACCGUGAAGCCCGUGCAGCAGCCUCAGAGCAGCCCUAGCGGCAGAAAGUCGUCGACGACACUUCGUCAGCCGUCUCCGUUAGUUCAACAGACGCGGUCUAGUUUCGAGGAGCAGAACGGAGGCAGGGACGGUCGUAAGAUGACAAGAAAUAAAGCUGUGACACACCAUUGAUCAAUUACAAUUAAUUAUGAAUUUUAUUUUUGACACGUCACGUGACGCUAAUUAUUUGUGGCACUGCCGGUUUAUAUGGGAGUGCUGGGACUGCACGCUGGACGUGUUGUUUGGUAUGAUCUGUGACAGAUUGACUUUACUGACAGUAUUGUAGAGUUGUAUAGUGAGUCUAUAAUAUACAGUACAGUACAACUUUA
This is a messenger RNA of Corticium candelabrum, 1160 nucleotides long. RefSeq names its product partitioning defective 6 homolog beta-like. Bases 103 to 963 code for a protein of 286 amino acids. Gene Ontology annotation, biological process: centrosome cycle. The record is from RefSeq and is a predicted model, not a curated record. The transcript is spliced from 4 exons. NCBI's taxonomy places the organism in Eukaryota, Metazoa, Porifera, Homoscleromorpha, Homosclerophorida, Plakinidae. Gene Ontology annotation, molecular function: protein binding.